CAGCCGCCUGUCCAUGCAAAGCAUGUGAUGAAAGAGAUGAAAAGUAUAAAAGGGCCAAUGACCGACAAAAACACAAUACCCAGUUUGGACUGACACUAUAGCACCUUCUACAACCAACCACGGAGCCAAGAUGAGAGUCGGAGUGCCCAUAUUCCUCUUUCUGGCUGCAGCAGGAUUCCAUACUGGUAUGAUAAUUGUGUGGUCUAUUUUCUCAAUGUCAUAAAGUUUUAAACUUCUCCAAUAUAUUUUUGUUUAAAAUAUCCCUCAGCUGUGACAUUUGAUGAAGCCCUGUACUGCUGAUGCUAGUUGCAAUGCUGUUUCAUGAUGUAUUGUGCAAUGGUAAUGUAAAUAAGGCCCUUAGCCUUUUUUUAUGUGAUUGGUGUUCUAUUGAAUCCUUACAUUUAAUUGCUGACAUGGCCCGAGGAAAAUGUGAGUUGGCUGGAUAUAAUAAUAGUGGUCCUCUGUAGCUCAGCUGGUAGAGCACGGCGCUUGUAACGCCAAGGUAGUGGGUUCGAUCCCCGGGACCACCCAUACACAAAAAAAAAUGUAUGCACGCAUGACUGUAAGUCGCUUUGGAUAAAAGCGUCUGCUAAAUAGCAUAUUAUUAUUGAAGAACGAGAACGGCCACACACUCUUUAAGCUCCCAAUUCAGCGCUGUUUUGGGCGGGGUUGGAUAUAAUCACAUAUCAUUUAUGUUGUGUUGGCUAAUAUAAUAAUCAAAUUUGACAUCCCCAGCUCUGGCUGCAUCCUUGGAAUCGGCAGAAAAAGAGGACACAUUUGGUGAGGAAGGUGAGAAAGUCCAUUAUGGAUGAUGAUAAUGUUGAUGUUGAUGUUUUUGAGUGCAAUGCCUCCCUGACAACUCAUGCAACUCAUAAGACAAAAUAAGAUAAGAUAGUACUUUAUUAAUCCCCCAGAGGGGACAUUUUAUUGUGCAAGCCAAUACAUACAGUACAUUCAUUACCAGUAAAUACACCAUAAAAACACAACAAGGACACACAGACAUUAAAAGCAGCACUUUAUCAAUGGUUUAAAAAAAGUGUUUGUGUUAAAAAAAAACUGAAUGCAACUUUCUCACUUUUUCCAGUGGGGCUGGAGCAGCUAAGUGACCUGCAAAAGAGAGGUACAAUGAUCAAUGUCUCAGAGACGCUUGUAAAGGAGCUUUUGCUCCACGCACAGCACCUACUGGAAUGAAUUUGACUGAAAUCUAAUUCAACUGGAGUUUUUAAAAUCUACUCUAGGGCACAGAUGGCUCAUAGUGCUAAAGCUUGCAUUAAUCAAAAUCAUUUCUCUGCCUUUCUCUGUCCUCAGAUCAGGAGGAGUUUGAAGCAGCUCAAAUGAGUGGUAAGACACAGUGACACGGGCAACGAUUCAGGUUUAUGACCUGUCUAGAAUUGUCCCAGCAAAUAAUUUGUAAUAAUUUCAAUUAACACUGAAAGAACAGUCAUUUCCAUAUUUCCAUCCAUCUACAGAGGAUGCACAGAGUGAGGAUGUACACUACUUGGGUAAGGGAAUCCUACCCUUCUAAAAAACGAAUAAGGGGACAUCAGAGCCAUUGUCUGUAUUUUUGUGCAUUUGGCCCAUUGAUAGUGAAAUAAUAAGAUUUGACCUCUUGUUUUACUUUAACAAAUGUAAUUCUUCUGUCUACGGUAGAGGCUGUUCAAGAUCAACAUACUGGUAAGCACUGAAGUCUGCUGUAAACAUGCAUACUUAUUAAUCAACCAUACCUUUUUGUAAAUGUAGUCCUAUAAAUGUUUUACAGAGGAGAAGAAUGACACUCAUGAGGAGGACAUGGGUAAGUGCAGAUGGCAUAUGAUAUGACAACACUCACAGGAAAAGAUUGGUUACUGACUGGCACAUGGGUUUUUUUCAUAAUUUGUUUAGAUUACUUAUAACUUUACUCGUGUCGUUUUCCAGCAGACAGAGACAGAGACAGAAACAUUGAGACAGACCAACAUGGUAAGGAAAGGUUGAAUGGAUGGUGUUUAAAGACACACCUGUAGAUGGCAAUAAAGUGUCAGAAGACUUACAUGUGUGUCAGCAAGACAUUCUCUGGAUGUUUGGUUGUUUAGUUAUUAUGAUAAUUAUUAAAAUUAUAUAUUUGAGAUUCUUGCCGAUACAUGUACAUGUAUAAGCCUAAGUUUCCCGUUCUCCAACAGAGUCUGAGUCUGAUGAGAAUGUAGAUGGUGAGUAUUUACCUCUCAAUCUUUUUCAAAUUGUCUCAUGUAAAAACACAUGCAGGACUUUUCUUAAUAUACCCUCACAACCUUGGGUUUUCUUUUUCCUCACAGGUAUGAGGCACAAGCGAGGUACGCAUAGAACCAGAGAGUCUCAUGUUCUCUCAGGUUACUCAGAGAAGAUGAUUCUAUCCAAUGUAACACAAAAUAUCCACAACACAUUUGAAACUCACAUGAAACACAAUACCAGCCAUUCACUCACUGGUAUACAAUUUUGUGUUAAAAUAAGAUUUUAACAUAUUCUGUCCCUUCCUAGAACACCUUGAAGCCAACGUUGAAGAAGCAGAUGAAAUGGCAAAUUUAGGUAGGAUAUGAAUAUCUACUUGUUAGUAAAUAGUUUGAACAACUGAAAAUGGUCUUGUUGACUCUGGGAGUAGAUACAUACACUACGUUAUAUAAUAUACUUAUUUUUUCUCUUCACAGAUGAGCUCAUUGAGGACAAAGCCAGAGACGAAGGUGAUCAUUUCUUAAUUAUACCCACCUAGUAUCCAUUUUCCAUAAAAAUGUGUGUUUGCAUGUGUGUGUGUGUUUGCUCUAGCUGUUGUUGAACAUUUUCCACUGCUCAUAAAAUGUAAAGGUUCAGGUUCAGACUGUGUCCCAAGUGGGAUGAAAUAGAAUGUAAAGGAAAGGGCUUCAUUAGGGCUUUCCCCUCCUGUUACUCUCCACAUUUCCGUCUGGUAAAACGGGAAUGUUACAACACACAAUAAACACAUAACUUCCUUUACCACAGCUGUAUAAUAGCAGCCAGGCACAUCCUGGCAGUGAAAACAUGUUUUUAUUACACUCAUGCGAACAAGUAAUGACAUCUUUGUUGUACCAAAAACGUUGCUUUGUAGUGAGCACAUCAACAUAACAUGUUGUAUAAUAGUUUUAUAGUUAUUAACAAGCUAAUUUUAUGAACAGAGAGCAAAAACACUUUUUAUGAACUAUGCCACUGUAAAAAAUGUUUUAUACACCUUUUGUCAAACAAAAAUGUUUUCAAGGUCAAUAGUUCUUUUUGAGUUUAUGAGGAAAAUCACAUCAUAGAGCUAGACUUUAUUGACCUGACCUCAAACCAAAACACUCCAUGGAGAGACUUUGACCCAGACCAUGAGUCACUGAUGUCAAACUAGUUGAACAGGACACUGUCAGCGGCAACAUGAUUGAUUGUUUGAAAGCUUUUAGUGUAUCUAGGACAGAAAUCUAGGGCACUCCAAGACGCCUGUCCCCAGAUGCUUAUCUGUGCUUGAUUUAUUCUGUAUCAUCUGCUGUGUCCUGGGUUAUUUCUGGACCCGAGAUGCGCCGUUCCUUUCCUAACCUGUAUGAGUCAAGGCAGGCACAUAUUUGACAAACUAUAGGACCAAGGUCAAGGUCCUUAUCUAAAUGUUCAGCACUUCAUCUUCUUUAGGCUCUGGAUCUUGAACCCUGAAAACAAAUAAAUAUGAUAUAGUGUAAUAAUUUACAACUAGUUUCUAGAUCAUGGGGUUAACCUGAAAAUGCACUUUACUGGGCAUAAAAGGGGGCCUUAUGUUCUUGAAUCAAUGGUUUUCAUUGGCCUAAGCAACUCUGUGCUAGAAUGAGUCGCCAGGAGACGAUGAAUGGUUGGGGUUGUUUAACGAAUAAUUCAUACACGUGGCUUUGAGACUCCUGCGGGGGAGUAGGAUACUUGUGUGUGUGAUGGUCAUAAAACAAAGGAAUCAAUUCUCACUUUUUCUGCAUCAUAGCUGAGGUAGAGUGAGUCUGCAGGAGGCAUCAUGUGAGGAGGCGGAGCCUGCAGACCUACCACCAUCUUCCAUUAGAGAACCUGAAGAACAUUGUGCAGCGGAACAGUUUACUGUCAAUAAAGAGAAACAUCUCUCACCAUUCUA
Messenger RNA from Coregonus sp. 'balchen', 4081 nucleotides. NCBI's taxonomy places the organism in Eukaryota, Metazoa, Chordata, Actinopteri, Salmoniformes, Salmonidae. The record is from the annotation of a GenBank genome assembly.